Messenger RNA from Ceratina calcarata, 4355 nucleotides. It is a transcript of the gene kkv, whose product is annotated as hyaluronan synthase-like protein kkv. The coding region runs from base 93 to 2633 and encodes 846 amino acids. The record is from RefSeq and is a predicted model, not a curated record. Gene Ontology annotation, molecular function: chitin synthase activity. Gene Ontology annotation, biological process: chitin biosynthetic process. The transcript is spliced from 11 exons. Lineage: Eukaryota; Metazoa; Arthropoda; Insecta; Hymenoptera; Apidae. Gene Ontology annotation, cellular component: cell septum; cell periphery.
UCUGGCUAUUGUCGCAAACUUGGAUUACUUUGCACGUCUGGACACCGAAAUGCGAGCGUCUCGCGUCGACUGAGAAGUUGUUCGUCGUCCCUAUGUACAACUCCCUGCUGAUCGAUCAAUCGAUGGGACUGAACAGGAAAAGGGAUGAUCAACCGGAAGUGAAAGUCGAGGAUCUAGCGGAGAUAGAGAAGGAAAAAGGGGACGGGGAUUACGAGACUAUAUACGAGCAGACGGACGGUUCGACCACCCCGCCGUCGGCCGUGAAAAGCAGCGAUCACGUAACUAGGAUAUAUGCCUGCGCGACGAUGUGGCACGAGCAAAAGGAAGAAAUGAUGGAAUUCUUGAAGAGCAUCCUGCGGCUCGACGAGGACCAAUGCGCGAGACGGAAUGCCCAAAAGUAUCUAAAGGUCGUCGAUCCGGAUUACUACGAAUUCGAGACUCACAUAUUCUUCGAUGACGCGUUCGAGCUGGCGGAUCACGACGAGAACGAGUCGCAGGUGAACGGGUUUGUGAAACGGUUGGUGGACACCGUUGACGAGGCUGCCUCUGACGUCCAUCAGACGCGGAUGCACGUCAGAGCCCCGAAGAAGUAUCCCACGCCUUAUGGCGGCCGACUCGUCUGGACGCUGCCCGGCAAAACGAAAAUGAUCGCCCAUUUGAAGGACAAGAGCAAAAUUCGUCACAGAAAGAGAUGGAGUCAGGUGAUGUACAUGUACUACUUAUUGGGACACCGUUUAAUGGAAUUGCCGAUUAGCGUUGAUCGUAAAGAAGUAAUCGCGGAGAACACUUAUCUGUUAACACUGGACGGUGACAUCGAUUUCCAACCAGCCGCUGUGAAACUCUUAGUGGACUUGAUGAAGAAGAACAAGAAUCUCGGCGCGGCUUGUGGUCGUAUUCAUCCAGUCGGUUCAGGUCCGAUGGUGUGGUAUCAGAUGUUCGAAUAUGCUAUCGGUCACUGGCUGCAAAAGGCGACGGAACACAUGAUCGGUUGCGUGCUGUGUAGUCCUGGUUGUUUCUCCCUAUUCAGAGGGAAAGCUUUGAUGGACGACAACGUAAUGAAGAAGUACACGACGAAAUCCGAGGAGGCUAGACAUUAUGUUCAGUACGAUCAGGGCGAAGAUCGAUGGCUUUGCACACUCCUCUUGCAACGCGGUUACAGAGUGGAAUAUUCAGCUGCCAGUGACGCGUACACCCACGCACCCGAGGGUUUCAAUGAAUUUUACAAUCAACGUCGCCGAUGGGUACCCUCUACCAUAGCCAAUAUCAUGGACCUUUUGAUGGACGCGAAACAAACAAUAAAAAUCAACGAUAACAUUUCCCUUCCAUACAUCUCUUAUCAAAUUUUGCUCAUGGGCGGUACUAUCUUGGGACCGGGCACGAUUUUCCUCAUGUUGGUGGGUGCGUUCGUGGCCGCCUUCAAAAUCGACAACUGGACCAGUUUCUACUACAAUAUUAUCCCGAUCUUAUUUUUCAUGCUCAUAUGUUUUAUAUGUAAAGCAAACAUACAGCUUCUGUGCGCGCAGAUACUAUCGACAGGAUACGCGUUGAUAAUGAUGGCCGUGAUCGUGGGCACGGCCCUCCAGCUCGGCGAGGACGGUAUCGGUUCACCCUCGGCGAUAUUCUUGAUAGCGUUAUCCGGAUCGUUCUUCAUAGCGGCUUGCCUCCACCCGCAAGAGUUUUGGUGUAUCGUCCCCGGGAUUAUAUACCUUCUCUCCAUCCCGUCCAUGUACCUCCUCCUGAUCCUCUACUCAAUUAUAAACUUGAACGUCGUCACCUGGGGGACGCGUGAGGUCCAAGUGAAAAAAACCAAAAAGGAACUUGAGCAAGAGAGAAAGGAAGCCGAGGAGGCGAAACGGAAGGCGAAGCAGAAGUCGUUGUUAGGAUUUCUUCAGAAUGGCGUCGGGACCAACGACGACGACGAAGGAUCGAUCGAGAUCUCCUUAGCAGGAUUGUUCAAGUGCAUGUUUUGCACUCAUGGGCAGGCGUCCAAUGAAAAGCAGCAAUUGGUCACCAUUGCCGAAUCUUUGGAGCAAGUCGGCAAACGUUUGGAAGCCAUCGAAAGGGCUGUGGAUCCUCACGGGGUGACUGGCCGACGUCGUCCUUCGUCGGUGGGUUCUCGAACAGCGAAUCAUUUGCACGACAUUAACGAGAACGAGAGCGAGCAUCGAGGAGGGGAGAGCGAACCGGAAACGGAUACUAGUCAUAACACGGAAGGGAACCGGGAGGGUGGCAAUUUCUUCAGCAGACCGUACUGGCUGAGCGACGAUGGUCUGAAAAAGGGUGAAAUAGACGUCUUGUCGAUGCAGGAAGAGCAGUUUUGGAAGGACCUCCUCGAGAAGUACCUGUAUCCCAUUGACGAAGACGCGAAAGAGAAGGCUCGCAUCGCCGGCGACCUGAUCGAGCUACGGAACAAGAGCGUGUUCGCGUUUUUUAUGUCCAAUGCGUUGUUCGUUCUGAUCGUAUUCUUGCUGCAGCUGAACAAAGAUCAGUUGCACGUCGUCUGGCCUCUCGGCGUCAAGACGAAUAUCACCUUCAUCGAAGAGACCUCGGAGGUACAUGGUAGCGUUCCAAACGAAAGAAAAACAAAUGAGAAAAUGGGAACAGAGAUGCUGUCUCACUGUUGCCUCGGGUGACUAACCACCUUUCGUGUGCUCCGUUGCUCUUUUCCUUCUUUUCUCUUUUUUCUCUCGUCCCCUUCGUCGGUCCACAGCGGCGAACGGUGAAAGAUUUCUUGAAAUCGACAUUAUCCCGUGAACCAGGAAAGAAAGUGACACGGUCAGAUUCUGAUACGAACAGAUCGCAUCGCUUUUUCAUCAAUUUUUCUUUGUGGGAGAUCCCUGCUUUUACGGGCAAUUUUUAUAGACGCUGCGAAUUGCUUAGUCGAGAUGAUAAAAUUUUGAGUUUAGAGCUUCCAUUUAGAAGUUAAUAGAACCGGCUUUGCGACUCUGGAACUUUUUACGCGCGCCUCCAGCUUCUAAUCUGGAUUCGAGUCAUAGGAUUUUUGCUACGUAAGCUCCGUCUUCAAAACAGAUCCUCAGCAAUUUUCGUUCUUAGUAAUCAGAUAAGAAGUUCACGUAUGAGUAAGAUUAAAGUGUCAUGUUAAAAAAUGCUGAAUUCUCUAUGUAAAUUAAUUUGUUAAUUCAAUUUUUUAAUUCGAACUAUUGGCUUGUGAGGAGAUUGCUGGGGAUUAGAAACAGAUAGGAUUGCAGUGAGCAUCGGAGCACGCUGGGAAAUGAGAACGGUACCCGGUGAUAAUGUUGCACUGGCUGGGACAUGUCUGUGUUUUGUCAAUAACGGUGGAUGAUGAGCACACACGGCGAAUUACCUAUCAUUAACAAUGAUUUGCACAGGUACACCCGGAAGCGAAUGGAACACGCGGGGCAGAACCGAGCGAACGAUUGUCUAGAUAUUAGUUUGGCUAAGUCACAAAUAAUAUCCUAGUCUCGUUAACUGGAGUUCAUCCUUAUCCCUCACACAUCCUUCUUUUAUUUUUUAUAAUACCUCGUUGAAACGAAAAAACCAAUCGUACAAGUUGUCACUCACACCAUAACAAAUUAUAUUUGUUGAUUAACAUUAUCAAAGCUCAUAGAAUGAACGCAAAAUUUUAAUUGUAUAAUAAAAUCAAAAUGUCGACGAUCUUUUUUGAAAUAAAUUGUUUUUAACGUUCUCUGAGCUUGUACAUAUUCUUCGGCUCUCUUGCAUUGGUCUAAUCCACUGAUGAGAGUUUCCAUUUAUUGUCUUUACAAAUAAUAACAAAUGUGCUAAGCGAAAGAGUCGAAGAAUCUGAGAAGAACGGAGGGAGGAGCUGUCACACUGGUUUCUCACGUUUCUCAUGUUUUUGUAAUUGUUAAUGCACUGCUAGGUAUGACAGCAGAGGAGCACCACUAACGAGUUACCAAUGUAACUAAACGGUGGCUUUUAAAUGUGCCUUACAAUUUUUUCUGUUCCUAAUCGUACCGACGACCAAACUAGAUUUAAUCAAUCUAGUCUAUUUAUAGAAUUGAAAUUUGAAAAUGUUAAAAAUGAUUAAAAUAUAUUCGUUGGGUACGUUUAGGAUAAUUGUUACUUCAUUAUGCACUUUAAUCGUGCUAAUAAAAGUGUUAUAAUUAUGUCAUAGUGAAGUAACAAUGGCACACGAUGAAUCUAAUACAACGUUAACUGUAAUACUUUGUGUGUUUCUCUCCUCUAUCUUCUUUCAUAUUUCAUAUCCAAUUUGUUUAUCAAUGCUUCACGUAAUAAUAAUAAUUCUAUUUCCUAUGUAGGUACACAUUACAAAGGAGUACUUACAACUCGAACCAAUCGGUUUAGUGUUCGUGUUCUUCUUCGCGUUGAUAUUGGUUAUUCAAUUCACCGCG